Molecule: messenger RNA, 1602 nt
Organism: Saccharomycodes ludwigii
Lineage: Eukaryota; Fungi; Ascomycota; Saccharomycetes; Saccharomycodales; Saccharomycodaceae
Gene: CEF1
Product: Cef1p
Exons: 1
Coding region: 1-1602 (533 amino acids)
Biological process (GO): mRNA splicing, via spliceosome
Cellular component (GO): spliceosomal complex; Prp19 complex
Source: RefSeq, a predicted model, not a curated record
AUGGGUGCAGUUCCUAUUAUAGUCAAGGGUGGUGCAUGGACCCAAACUGAAGAUCAGAUUUUAAAAGCUGGUGUUUCUAAAUAUGGUUUACAUAAGUGGAACAAAAUCGCAUCUUUAUUAACCAAAAAAACAGGCUUACAAUGUAAGAAUAGGUGGGAACAAUAUUUAAAUCCACAACUAAAUUUCCAAAACUUUACUCCCGAAGAAGAUUCUAGAUUAUUAGAUUUGAUAAGGAGUUUACCCAAUCAAUGGCAAACCAUUGGCGAUAUCAUGAAAAGGCCAGUACAAUCAUGUAUUGAUAGGUAUCAAUUGUUAUUGGAUAAAAAUAAUACUACUGAUGGUAAACAUACUUCCGUACAAGUUGGAGAUUAUAAUAUUAAUGCCGAGUCACUACCUGCAAAAAGGAAAUUAGAUGAUGAUGAUAAUGCCAAUAAAGAAGGCAUAGAAGAAGGUGAAAGAGAAAUGAUUGCAGAAGCUAAGGCAAGAAUAUUAGGUUCUCAAGGUAAGAAAGCCAGUAGAAAGUCCAGAGAAAGGAUGCUAGAAGAAUCCAAAAGAGUUGCCCUAUUACAGAAAAGAAGAGAGUUGAAACAGGCGGGCAUCAAUACAACUUUAAAAAAACCUAAAAAAAAAUAUGACACAGAAUUAGACUAUAAUGCAGAGAUACCAUAUGAACAUAAACCGUUGGCAGGAAGAUAUAAUACUACUUUAGAGGAUGAGAAAGAUAUUUUAAACAAAGUUAAGUUUGAAAAAAACGUAAAUAGGUUUGGUUUAAAAGAGGAUGAUGAAGAUGAGUUCAUUAAUACAAAACAAGAUAUUAAUACGAAGGAUAAUCAUAGUACUGGUAACAGGAGCGCAAGCCAUAAGCAAAGUGCUAAUGUGAAACAAAUACAAGGUCUAGAUAAAGCGUUUAACGAGUACAAAAAACCGAAAUUGGAUUUACCCAAACCUGGAGAACCAAGUGAUAUUUAUGAGCAAAUCAAGCAAAAUCGUGAACUAUUAUUGAGUAAAUUAGGUAAGUCAUCAGUAUGGGAUAUCAAUGGAGAAGUAGCUAGUAACGAUAAGGUUUCUAAUAUUCACACAAUUAGCAGUUCCAUUAAACAAAACUUGACAAUUUUACGGAAAAAAAUCAAUAUACUUUUUCAAGGCUUACCAAAACCCGAAAACGAUUUCCAAAUAGUGGCAGAACCUGAUAUAAACGUAUCGAAAAAUGAUUUACCUGAUUUGAAAUGUAUAUAUAACGAAGACGAGAAGACAUUUAAUAUACAAUACUAUGAAAAUCUUUGUAAAAAAUUAAUUGAAAAAGAGAUAGAAGCAGGUAGCAAUAACAAUUAUAAUAAUAGUGAUGAUGAUGAUGAUGAAAAACAAGUGAUAUACGACAAGAAAGUAAUUAGACAGUUUAAUGAAGAGUUAAAACUUAGGGUUGAUUAUUUGCAAAAAAUUUGUUUUGAAAUGGGUAGAUUAUUCAAAGAGCAAGAAAAAGAUACAGCUGUACUUAGAGAUAAUUUAGAAACCAAAUAUUAUAAUGAAUACUUUAAAUACCAAAGUGAACGUCACUCCAUAGAGAAUAGAAUUGAUUAUUAUAAAAAGUUACUAGGUAAAUGA